This is a messenger RNA of Austrofundulus limnaeus, 3650 nucleotides long. It is a transcript of the gene kcnk4a, whose product is annotated as potassium channel, subfamily K, member 4a. Gene Ontology annotation, molecular function: potassium ion leak channel activity; outward rectifier potassium channel activity. The transcript has 7 exons. The record is from RefSeq and is a predicted model, not a curated record. Lineage: Eukaryota; Metazoa; Chordata; Actinopteri; Cyprinodontiformes; Rivulidae. Gene Ontology annotation, biological process: potassium ion transmembrane transport; stabilization of membrane potential. Gene Ontology annotation, cellular component: plasma membrane. Bases 401 to 2221 code for a protein of 606 amino acids.
AAACUCCGGGCCCUUUGCCUCUUCCUCUGUAGUGACGCCACUUAAUCGCAGCAACAGCAGCAGCAGCGCCGUAAUGGACUUCUCACGUCUCCGCCUCGUCCUCUCCUUCAUCUCCUCCUCCUCAAAUGAUCUGCUCUCUUCUGCCCAAGAGAUGUAGGGUCAUGAGAAGGUGGUGGUGGUGGUGGUGGUGGGGGGCACACCUACCAAGGAGAAAACACACACACACAACUUUUCUCUUGCAGCUGAAUGGUGGAAGAAGAGCUCCAGCUGCAUGGAGACAACUUGGACAGCAUCGUUUCACCAGAACCAGGCUGUAUCCUGACCGAGACCCAGAACUGACCCCUGGCCUCAGAGCUCGGACCUUAGACCCCGAAGGGGCAGGGGUGUCGACGGGGAGAAAAUGCGAUGCAUCACCCUCACCACCCUGCUGACGGGAGUCAUGCUGUACCUGGGGGUGGGAGCGCUCAUUUUUGUCUCCCUGGAGUCCCCAAAGGAAAGCGAGGCUCACGAAAACCUGCUGAAAGCCAAGCAGGUCUUCCUCAGUAACAAGUCCUGCGUCUCCGAGGUGGACUUCCACGAGCUUGUAAAGAAACUGGUGUCUGCUGUGGAGGCAGGUCUGGAUGUGAGCAAUGUUUCUGCCAACCUGACCAGCCGAUGGGACAUGGGCUCGGCCUUCUUCUUCUGUGGUACCAUCAUCACCACCAUAGGAUUUGGUAACCUGUCCCCUCGAACGUGGUUCGGUCAGUUGUUCUGCGUGUGUUACGCCCUCUUCGGCAUCCCCAUGUUUGGCAUCCUGCUGGCCGGAGUGGGUGACCACAUGGGCACGGUGCUGCGGAGAGCUGUGGCCAAGAUUGAGACCCUCUUUCUGAAACGAAAGAUCCGGCCCACGACUGUGCGAGUCAUCUCAGCCGUUCUCUCCAUCCUGAUCGGCUGCUUGAUUUUCCUCGCCGUGCCGACGGUUGUUUUUCAGAAAGUGGAGAAGUGGUCGUUUCUGGAGUCUCUGUACUUCGUGGUCAUCACCCUCACCACCGUUGGAUUUGGAGACUACGUACCAGGUAGAGGUUAUGAAGGUGGAACCAUCUUCAAGCCUUUGGUCUUGCUGUGGAUCGUCUUCGGUCUCGCCUACUUCGCCUCCAUCCUCACUAUGAUCGCCAACUGGCUGAGGGUUCUGUCCAAAAAAACCCGUGCUGAGAUGGAGGAGCUGAGAGCCCACGCCACAGACUGGACCCAGAACAUGGACUUCCGCAUCCCGAACCCGCUGGAAUUUAACGACCCUUUCCUGCUUCAGCGCCGUCGGUGGAAGCGCAGCGAGCGGCGUCGCAUCCGCCGGGGAGCCCAGGGCACGCUGGGAUAUUGGGUCCGAGAGAACGGACACCUGCCGAACCGCUGGGCUGGCCUGUCCAGCUCCAUGAGCCAGCUGGACGCUCGCUCGUCUCUGGAGAGGGCCGUGGCGGCUAAGGCCAGGCCACGGUUGAGCGCGGCCGGAGAGGCAGCGGUCCUCCGAGCGGUGGCGGGAGGCAGAGCGGAUCCCGCGGUGGGUCUGCAGGGCCACGGAAGGACGAUCCACCACCUCCUGGCCCGCUCCUUCUCCCUUCCCGCGGCCCGAUCCACCUCAGAGCUGGACUCCACAGGAGCAGCCGUGCAGGAAGGAUCCUUGUACGGAUCCGAGUCUCAGUUUGACUCCAGGUCCGAGGGAUCCUCUGUGUCUCUGUCCUUCUCGGUGCUCCCCAUCUUCCGGCCCAUCAGCAGUGGGGGGCAGGGGGGCGUGGAUCAGAUGAGCUCAGAACAAGAAAAAGACAAACAAAUUUCAGAGGAGCGCUUGGAAUCUGAAGCGAGCCAUCGUCGCAGUCGGACACCCGUUCAGAUUGUUCUGUCCCGGCCCCACUCUCCUCUGCCUGGACCCCGUCCUCCCUCCCCUCACAGCCCCAUAGCCGCCUCGCCGGACUGCCAGCUGCUGGAUUUCUUCGGGGAGAACCUGGCGUACAUCGACGAGUCCUCGGACACCUUGAGCGACCCCGCCCAGUCCGUGGCAGGCGAGGAGAAAACGAGGCGGCCGCGGAAAACCAAGAGGAGGAGCGUGAGGAGGGAGCCGCACACCUGGAGCCCACUGCAGGUGAGGAGGCCCAGCAUGCAGCCACCCUCCAACCCUCCGACGCCUCCUCCGGACUCGUCUCCCUCAGACCCUCCUCCAUCAGAGACUCAGGUAGACUCAGAUCUCUGAUGGACAGAAUCCACCGCUGUGACAGAUCCACCUUGUGUCCAAGCAUUAAACACAGACUCAUUUAAUGCGAGCAUGACCCGAUCAGCUGCUUUGUGGUUGUUUCAGUCCUCUUCAUGCAGCUUUAUGCCUUAAAAAACAGUUAUUUCAAGUGGAGGAUUUCUCACGUCAUUCACCAGAUAUCAUCACUCAUCUGUUCUUGUUUUCAGCCCGUUCUUUGCACAAGUGUUUGACUCUGAUCCUCGGAGCUAAGCUGGUUUGAGACUUGCGUGGUUAAAGCCUUACAGGGAGAGCAGGGAUUUAUUGUUUCACGGUGGAUUAAAUGUGUCUAAAAAUAAAAUUAAUGGCAGCUCCAAGUGUCACGGUCAAAACCACAAAUAAAUUCAAAACAUGACAAAGUUUUUUUACACACAGUCAGAUGAGUGUGAAUCAUGGGAUGUGGUCCCGCGGGAUCACAUCCCCCACCCCCUCAAGCCUGAGGUCAUCGGUUGUUGGAUAAAGAAAAGUGAGUCGGUACUUCCUUUGCUGAUGCUUUCAGUGGCUUUCAAUGUUUUCAAGGUUUAAAAAAAGAAAAAGCAACAUAAGUCAUCACACUUAUUUUAUGUGUGGGUCUUCUUUUAAACAGAUUUUAUUAUUUGUCAUUUUUCUUUGACAUAAAUACCUAUAAAACUUUAUAUACAAUGUUUGUCAUGAGUUUAACCUGAAGUCAGUUUGCACCUCACCUAAAGUUCAGCUCAUAUGAAGUGGAGUUGUGUAAAAUAUUAAUAUCUUACCCGUUGUAGAUGGCUCUUUGAACAACCUCAGUUUGAAUCCAUAGAGUUUAAUUCUGAGCAGUGGUUAGAGCCGUCGCCUCACAACAGGAAGGUUGCGGGUUUGCUUCCCGACCUUUCUGUGCGGAGUUCGCACAAUCUCCCCGUGGAUUUUCUCAGGUUCUCCAGUUUUCUCCUACAGACCAAAAACACGCACGUUUGGUUCACUGAUAACAAUAAAUAGCUCAUUUCGUAGGUUUCUGCGCGCACAGCAUUGUGGGUAGGGUUCGGAGGUUUAUUGUUUAAAAACAAACUCACGUCAUGAUUAAAUUUGACGGAUGAGGCCGCAUUUCUUUCCAUUUAUCUGAGGUCUUUUGUGAAUUCUGUCAGAGGAAACACUGGAUGAGGUGAAAUGUUGGAACGUCGACACACAGUAGGGCUUUUAAAGAACAAUCGGUCUAUAAUCGAAAGUGCAAUUUGAAGUUUUUAUUUAUAAAAUAUUAUUUUGUCGGUUGUGGCAAGUGUAUUUUUUUAUUUUGAUGUACAUCAUUUCAUUUUUAGCUAAUAAAAUAUAUUUACAGCUUUCACUGCUGUUUAGGCUUUCAGUUCAUUUGGAUUUUUAGUUUAUUUGCUCUUACCCACAUUGUUUUAGCUCCUACUGGCACCCUUUACUAAAUGACUCA